GAAAUAUCCUCAGAAAUGGGUUUUUCUCCCAUAAACCCUCGUUCUCCCAAAACCCUAACACCAUCUUCGGCCUCUAAAUCUCAGCCCAAUCAAACCAGGUGAGUCAUAUUCUUCACUCUCAUAUACCUUUAUCUCAUAUUUCUUUGACAUUUUUCUCUAUAUUUUUCUUCUGUAAUCCUAUAAACAAUCUUGUCAUGGACACCAAGCUCUUGAUAUCUUCAUCCAAAGCCUCACCAUCCACUGUUUUACCAUUCUUUCUCUCAUACAAGUCAUCUUUCUUUGAGAAGCCUAAAGUUUCUGUAAAAUCCCAUCUUUCGUUUACUCCAAAUCACACACAAAAGACGCCAUUUUUGGGUGGAAGUUUGGUUUUGCGAGAGAGGGUUGAUUGUUUGAGAAAUUUGAGAAAAACCCACGUUCCUGUUGGGCCAAUAAGAGCUGCAGUGAAGAGAAGAAAAGAGCUUCCAUUCGAUAAUGUGGUUCAAAGGGACAAGAAGCUGAAACUGGUUUUGAAGAUUAGGAAGCUUUUAGUGAGUCAACCAGACCGAGUUAUGUCUCUUAGGCAGUUGGGUAAGUAUAGAAGAGAAUUGGGUCUCACGAAAAAGAGAAGAUUUAUUGCUCUGUUGAAGAAAUUCCCUGCAAUAUUUGAGAUUGUGGAAGAAGGGGUUUAUUCACUUAAGUUCAAGUUGACGCCAGAAGCGGAGAGACUUUACUUGGAGGAGUUGAAGAUUAGGAAUGAGAUGGAGGAUUUGUUGGUUGUCAAGUUGAGGAAGUUGUUGAUGAUGUCGAUGGAGAAGCGGAUUUUAUUGGAAAAGAUUGCUCAUUUGAAGACUGAUCUUGGGCUUCCUUCAGAAUUCCGCGACACAAUUUGUCAACGGUACCCGCAAUAUUUUAAGGUUGUGCAGACUGAAAGAGGGCCAGCAUUGGAAUUGACCCAUUGGGAUCCUGAGCUUGCAGUUUCGGCUGCAGAGAUUUGGGAGGAAGAGAAGCGAGUUAGAGAGCUUGAAGAAAGAGACUUAAUUAUAGAUAGGCCACCAAAGUUUAAUAGAGUAAAGCUACCAAAAGGUCUUAGUCUUUCCAAGGGUGAGAUGAGAAGGCUUUCUAGGUUUAGAGACAUGCCUUAUAUAUCCCCAUAUUCUGAUUUCUCAGGACUGAGGUCUGGUUCGUCUGAGAAAGAGAAGCAUGCAUGUGGGGUGGUUCAUGAGAUGUUGAGUCUUACAGUUGAAAAGAGAACUCUUGUGGAUCACCUUACCCAUUUUAGGGAGGAGUUUAGAUUCUCCCAGCAGCUGAGGGGGAUGUUGAUAAGGCACCCCGACAUGUUCUAUGUUUCUUUGAAAGGGGACAGGGACUCAGUUUUCCUCAGGGAAGCUUACAGUGAUUCUCAGUUGAUAGAGAAGGAUCGGUUGUUGGUUAUCAAGGAGAAGCUCCGUGCUCUUGUUUCUGUUCCCAGAUUUCGAAGGAGGGGUGCUCCCAGAAGCGAUGCAGAUGUGGUGGAGGGAACUGAUGAACAGGAACAUGGAAGUGGUGAGGAGGGAGAAGAAUGGUCAGAUGUUGAUAAUUUAAUGGGUGAUGGAUUAGAUGAUGAUGAUGAUGAUGACGACGACGAUGAAGAAGAUGACUGGAGUGAUGAAGAUGAUAAUACACCUCCUGAUUUUGAUGAAGAUGAUGGAACCAUGAAGUUUGAAUUGAACAAAGAAGUUAAGCAGGUUGAUAACUUGGGGAAGGAUGAAGAGAAAGUGCUUGUUCCCAUGUUCCCUGAUGGUCGACCCAGAGAACGCUGGUAAAAAAACCUUAUAAAAUUGCCACAGCCUAGACUUAGUGAGACCUGAAUGCCUUUUUAUGAUAUGCAAGGGGGGUUGAAGAAUGAAGUUUUAUUCCUUUAUGAGCCACUGCAUCCUUUAACAGUAUAACUCCUGGGUCUUCAUUCUCACAUUUUAAACUCCAAUGAAGUGCAUCAGAAAAAUGAGAACCUUGAAGACAGAUUUCUUCACUUCAACAACAAUGUAAGAGAACUCAAGACCUUACUUCCAUAUUUAUGAAAGCUUUAAGCUGAAAGGUUAUGAGAAUGAUAAACAAGUUUAGCUUAUUUUUGUUAGUGUGUAACAGUUUGUUCCCAUUUGUUAAUACAAUGUGCUAUUGAUGGCCUUUGACAGCACUAAACAAAAAGGUUUGUGUGAAUGAUACGAGAUUCGGCUUCGUUGUUGAAUUAUGUAAUAGUUUGUGCUUAGUGUUAAGUGUUUUUCCUUCUUUUUUU
This is a messenger RNA of Vitis riparia (riverbank grape), 2251 nucleotides long. Its product is annotated as protein WHAT'S THIS FACTOR 1 homolog, chloroplastic. The record is from RefSeq and is a predicted model, not a curated record. Gene Ontology annotation, molecular function: RNA binding. Lineage: Eukaryota; Viridiplantae; Streptophyta; Magnoliopsida; Vitales; Vitaceae. The transcript has a single exon. The coding region runs from base 195 to 1781 and encodes 528 amino acids.